Chrysochloris asiatica (Cape golden mole) is the source of this 2985-nucleotide messenger RNA. Its product is annotated as deleted in malignant brain tumors 1 protein-like. The transcript is spliced from 16 exons. Gene Ontology annotation, cellular component: membrane. The coding region runs from base 1 to 2985 and encodes 994 amino acids. NCBI's taxonomy places the organism in Eukaryota, Metazoa, Chordata, Mammalia, Afrosoricida, Chrysochloridae. The record is from RefSeq and is a predicted model, not a curated record.
AUGGAGUAUGGUCAUUCCCUAACACGCAAUAUUUCUGUGUCUUCGAAAGACUGGCCACAAUUACAACUGGUGAACGGGUCCAGCCGAUGCUCCGGGCGUGUGGAAGUUUUCUAUCACGGCCAGUGGGGCAGGGUUUGUGACGACCAUUGGGACCUGAAUGAAGCUGAUGUGGUAUGUAGGCAGUUGGGCUGUGGGCCUGCCCUCGAAGCCCCUAUUGAAGCCCAGUUCGGUGAAGGCUCAGGCAAGUUUCUGCUGGAUGAUGUGGAUUGCACCGGAAUUCUGCCCGUGGCUGACUCAAGACCUGCCAGCCGCAGAGCCAAUGUGCCAGCGCUUAGCCCACCAGGUGCUGAUGACUCACCAGGCCCUACUCCAACCACAGAGCCAGAAGUCUUCACCCCAUCGUAUAAGCCAUCAGGAAGCUGGGCACCCAUACGGCUGAUGGGAGGCCAAAAUAGAUGUGCUGGCCGUGUGGAGCUGUUCCACCAGGGAGUCUGGGGCACCGUGUGUGAUGACUUGUGGGAUCUGAAGGAAGCCAACACUGUCUGCAGGCAGCUGGACUGUGGUUGGGCCAUCUCAGCCCCGGGCGAGGCCCACUUCGGGGAAGGUUCUGGGAAAAUCCUCCUCGACAAUGUGCACUGUAGGGGAGACGAGCAGUACCUGGAAGAAUGCUCCCAUGUUGGCUGGUUUUCCCACAACUGUGGUCACAGUGAAGAUGCCAGUGUGAUCUGCUCAGGUGCUGGAUACUCAACCAUCACACCACCAGGUCCCACACCGGCUGACCUGGCAGGGAAAACGCCUGCAGGCGCCUGGCCACAGCUGCGUCUGGUGGGUGGCUCAGGUCGAUGCUCCGGCCGUGUGGAGGUCUUCCACCAGGGAACCUGGGGCACUGUGUGUGAUGACCUGUGGGACCUCAAUGAAGCGGAGGUCGUGUGCCGUCAGCUGGAAUGUGGCCGGGCCAUGUCUGCCCUUGGGAAGGCCCACUUUGGUCCAGGCUCUGGGGACAUCCUCCUAGACAACCUUCAGUGUGCAGGUGUGGAACGGUUCCUGGGCCAGUGCGCUCACUCGGGCUGGUCAGAGCACAACUGUGGUCACCACGAGGAUGCCAGUGUCAUCUGCUCAGGGGACUGGCCCAAGCUGCGGCUGGUGGGAGGCUCAGGUCGGUGCUCGGGUCGUGUGGAGGUCCUCCACCAAGGGACCUGGGGCACUGUGUGUGAUGACCUGUGGGACAAUCGUGAAGCUGAGGUCGUGUGCCGCCAGCUUGGGUGUGGGCAAGCCAUCUCUGCACUUGGUGAGGCCCACUUCGGCCCAGGCUCUGGAGACAUCUUCCUGGACAACAUCCAGUGCUCAGGGGUGGAGCGUUUCCUGGGCCAGUGUGCUCACUCAGGUUGGGCAGAGCACAACUGUGGUCACCACGAGGACGCCAGUGUCAUCUGCUCAGAUGCUGAAGACCUACCUCUUUCCACACCUUCAGGUCUUUCGACAGCACCUCAGGAUGACAUUACAGGAGGAAGUAACUAUUGUGGCGGGGUCAUUUCCAGUCUCUCGGGCUCAUUUUCUAGUCCGAAUUAUCCAGAAAGCUACCCAACAGACAUCCAGUGUGUUUGGGAGAUCCACGUGGAUCAAAACUUUCGGAUAGAACUCAUGAUUCCAAGUUUGAAACUGGAAGAUGUCCUGGGAUGUCCCUAUGAUUCGGUGGAAAUCUUCGAUGGCCCCAGGAUCGCCUCGCUCUCCAUGGGGAAGUUCUGUGCCCCUGUCACUGUGAUCUUUUUCUCCUCCUCAGACAUCAUGACUGUGGUGUUCCGGAGCGACGCCAUGAUAACCAACAUCGGCUUUUAUGCUCUGUUCAACGCCAUUCCACAGACUGAAGGGGGGUCAGGUGAUGAACCAGUGCUGAGGCUAGUAGGCGGCUCGGGUCGGUGCUCGGGCCGUGUGGAGGUUCUCCACCAGGGAGCCUGGGGCACCGUGUGUGAUGAUCUGUGGGACCUGAGCGAAGCUGAGGUCGUGUGCCGACAGCUCAAGUGUGGACAGGCCGUUGCCGCCCCUGGAAAAGCCCGCUUUGGCCCAGGCUCUGGAAACAUCCUCCUGGACAACAUUCAGUGUUCAGGAAAUGAGAAUCACCUUGGCCAGUGCUCCAGCUCUGGCUGGUCAGACCACAAUUGUGGCCACCACGAGGAUGCCAGUGUCGUCUGCUCAGUUAACGCUGAGCAAAUGCCCACACCUCCCUCUAACACCCUGGUGACAGGCACCGGCCCAGAGCAGGGACCUGUGUCUUCACCCCCAGAUGUGGCCCUCCGGCUGAGCAACGGCAGCCACCGGUGUGAGGGCAGGGUGGAGCUGCUCUACAAUGGCACGUGGGGGACCGUGUGUGAUGACAGCUGGGACCUUCGCGAUGCCCAGGUGGUGUGUCGGCAGCUGGGCUGCGGCGGGGCGGUGUCGGCCUUCGGGUGGGCGCACUUCGACCGCGGCCGGGGCCCCAUUGCCUUGGACGACGUGGAAUGUGUGGGGAAUGAGGUCCGGCUGUGGCAGUGUCUGCACAGCGGCUGGCUCGCCCACAACUGCGGCCACCAUGAAGACGCCAGCGUCAUCUGCUCAGGUGGGCCCAGAAGCAGGGCAUCCGCGACUGUUGGAAGUUACCCAACUUCAGGGGCUUCUCUGGAAUGUCCACCAGGUCUGAGCCUGCGGCUGGUGAAUGGGUCCAGCAGGUGUGACGGCCGUGUGGAGGUCUACCAUGCUGAUACCUGGGGCACCGUGUGUGAUGACAGCUGGUCCAUCGAGGAUGCCCAUGUGGUCUGCAGGCAGCUGGGUUGUGGCCUUGCUGUGUCCGCCCUCCCAGGGUCCAGCUUCAGCCCCGGGGUAGGGAGCAUUCUCCUUGACGAUGUCAAGUGCACAGGAAAGGAGUCCACCCUGGAGCAGUGUCCACAUGGCGGCUGGUUCACCCACAACUGUGGGCACCAAGAAGACGCUGGGGUCAUCUGCUCAGGUUAG